Dermatophagoides pteronyssinus (European house dust mite) is the source of this 914-nucleotide messenger RNA. Its product is annotated as 2-aminoethanethiol dioxygenase. The record is from RefSeq and is a predicted model, not a curated record. Gene Ontology annotation, cellular component: mitochondrion. Gene Ontology annotation, molecular function: oxidoreductase activity, acting on single donors with incorporation of molecular oxygen, incorporation of two atoms of oxygen. Lineage: Eukaryota; Metazoa; Arthropoda; Arachnida; Sarcoptiformes; Pyroglyphidae.
UUUUUUUCUUUUCCCGAUUUUUUUUAUCAAUUGAUAAAAUCAUCAUCAAUUAUCAUCCAUAGACAACGUUCGGUUCGAAGGUGUUCGAAUCGAACGAAUUGUGUGACACACAGCUGAUUGUCAAUUUAAAAAGAUGACAACAAUCAUUCAGAAUUUAUGUAAAUUAUCACAGAAUAUUUUUUCAACAUUUAUUCGUACGAAUAGUGGUAGUAAUUCGAAAUCGAUGGCCGUAUUGGAUGAACAAAAUAUUUUAUUAUUGAAAAAAUUAUUUGCCCAAUUAACAUUGAAUGAUAUUAAUUUUGAUCUCAAUGAAUUAUCACCAACGAUAUCAUCAUCGCCAACAUCGUUAUCAUCAUUGGCUCCAAUCACUUAUACAUCAAUAUUUCAGAAUGAAUAUUUUUCAUUAACAAUUUUUGGAUUUCGAAAGCCGACAUCCAGAAUACCAUUACAUGAUCAUCCGGGUAUGCAUGGUUUUAUCAAAUGUAUUUAUGGUAGUAUUUCGAUAAAAAGUUAUACAAUUUUGGAUAAUGUUCCGGUUCCGAAUGAAAUUCUAAAUAAAAUACCCGAAUUAUCGAAUCCACUUUGUUUGGUUCCAUCGAUCUAUGUUGGUGAAGAUAUAAUUUCAAUCAAUGAUAAUUAUAAUCAAAUUGGUACAUUAACACCAAUGGAUCGUAAUAUUCAUGAAAUUCGUCCCGUAACAAAUCAAGCAAUUAUGGCCGACAUUAUAUCACCACCAUAUACCAAAUUUACUAAUAGUUAUUUUUAUUAUUAUUUGGAUACUAUUUAUGAUCAACAUUUGGAUAAAAAUAUUACCUGGUUAUUACGUACAUUAGAUAGUCGUGAUUAUUAUUGUGAUACAUUAAACUAUCGUGGUCCAAACAUUAUUCUGGUCUAAAAUUUCAACCAAAACAACC